UCCUGGGAGUCCUGCACCAAUGAGGAGAGAGGAAGGGGGCGUGGCCAGGCGAGCUGCUCUUCCUUGCAGAGAAGGUCCAAAGCCGGAGCAGUACCUAUUUACCUACUUGCGUUUGCAUGUUUUCGAGGCGAUGAUGGCAACGUCUCGCCAGAUCAGCAUUCUCAUCAUCGGUUGUGGAAAUCGAGGGAAACGCUACUCAUCUUAUGCUCUGUGCCAUCCCACGCGCAUGAAGGUCGUUGGUGUGGCCGAUCCCAGGUCUUCGGCCAGAAAAGAGCUCCAAGAGAUGCAUCCCAUGGACCCGGCCAAUGUCUUUGACGACUGGAGACCCGCGGCCGAGAGAGAGAGGUUUGCAGACGCCGUUCUCAUUGCAACACCAGACCGGCUCCAUAAGGCGCCGGCGGUGGCUUUUGCCCACAAAGGAUAUCACAUCUUACUGGAGAAACCUAUGGCAACCACCCCAGAGGACUGUAAAGAAAUCGUCCAGGCGUGUCAAAGCGGACACGCCAUCCUUGCCGUGUGCCACGUCCUGCGCUACCACCCGGUUGUCCUGAAAAUCAAGGAGCUACUGGAUUCGGGGCUCAUCGGAGACAUCUGCCACAUUCAGCAUUUGGAACGGGUGGGAUUCUGGCAUUUUGCGCACUCUUUUGUGCGCGGGAACUGGCGCAACGAAGCGGAGAGCUCCUUCUCCUUGCUGGCCAAGUCGUGCCACGACCUCGACCUCAUCAAUUUCUGGAUGGGCGGCAAAAGAUGUUUGAAAGUGUCCUCUUUUGGGAAUGUCUCCCAUUUCACAAAAGGGCACCAGCCCAAAGGAGCCUCCAGCCGGUGUUGGGAUUGUUUGGUGGAGCCAACCUGUCCGUAUUCUGCUCAGAAGGUCUACCUGGAGCCCGCCAAAAAGGGCUACUUUGAUUGGCCGGUGUCCGUCGUUUGCAGUGACGGCACCUACGACAUCGAAUCCCUGACGGACGCCUUGCGCCGCGGUCCUUACGGGAGGUGCGUCUACGAGUGCGACAACGACGUCGUCACCAACCAGGUGGUCAACAUGGAGUUUGAAGGAGGAGCCACGGUUGGCUUCACCAUGGUGGCCUUCACCGAGAAACUGGGCCUGCGGAAAACCACCAUCUAUGGGACGAAAGGAGAGCUCCACUGCGAAGGCGGCGGGCCCGUGGAAGUCUUCCGUUUCCUGGAGAAGGAGAAAACCACCUUUUUCCCAGAGAAAGUCUCCUCCGUCCCGGCGAGUUUGAGUGCCCACGAUGGUGCCGACUUCUACUUGAUAGAGAGCUUCGUUUCGGCGGUAGCUGAGAAUAACCCGUCUCUGAUCCAGACCGGUCCAGAAGAUACUUUGCGUUCCCACCUCCUCGUAUUCGAAGCAGAGAAAUCCCGGCGGGAAAACCGGGUUGUGUUCCUCGAGCGAUGACAAGGAGACCAGUUUGGGAAUAUUCCAGAACCAAUCCGGAUCAGCAUAUACUUUCGAAUGUGUUUACGGACCAAACUUGCCCAAAGUUUACAACUGAAUGCAUUCGAUGCAAUAGUAUUGCAACACAGCUAGACUAAUUUACACUUCCAUUUGAUUCAUAUGCAUUAUGUUAAUGUUUUAAUUUUAACUAUGUCUUUUAAUAAUCUAAUAUUUUUAUAUUCUAA
Messenger RNA from Anolis carolinensis (green anole), 1638 nucleotides. RefSeq lists its product as uncharacterized. Lineage: Eukaryota; Metazoa; Chordata; Lepidosauria; Squamata; Anolidae. Gene Ontology annotation, molecular function: nucleotide binding. The transcript has 14 exons. The record is from RefSeq and is a predicted model, not a curated record. The coding region runs from base 20 to 1414 and encodes 464 amino acids.